Pyrenophora tritici-repentis Pt-1C-BFP is the source of this 888-nucleotide messenger RNA. The record is from RefSeq and is a predicted model, not a curated record. Lineage: Eukaryota; Fungi; Ascomycota; Dothideomycetes; Pleosporales; Pleosporaceae.
AUGCGUCCUCUCGCCUCCUUCCUCCUCACCCUCCUGUCCGCAACACCCACCCUCACCACCCCCCUCGCCUCCUCCCUAACCAAACGCGAAAUCAACCCAAACACCGUCAACAUACUCACCCCGGACCAACUAACCACCCAACGCACCGCCCUCCUCCUCGCCCAAUCCGAAGAAGCCCGCGAAGCAAUCCUGUUCCCCAACCCCCCCAGCGCCGCAAACGACACCUUCCAAUUCCUCAACAACACCGUGCUCGCCCCCACAGGCGGAACAGUCUACCUCUCCACCGUGGCCAAUUUCCCCGCGCUCGGCGCCACAGGUCUCGGCGCCGCUGUUGGUUUCGUGAACCCGUGUGGCCUCAACACGCCACACUGGCACCCGCGCGCGAACGAGUUUCUAACAGUAGUUCAGGGCACGUUGUUAGGUGUUGUGUUGUUGGAGAGUGAGAGCGGGUUUGGAAGUGUAGUUGGUGGGGAGGCGGUGGUCAAAGGGCCGUAUACGCAGGUGGAAAGUACGUUGGCGAAUUAUACGGGUAUGCUUUUUCCAAAGGGCUUGGUACAUUGGCAGUUUAAUCCAGAGUGUGAGCCCGCUGUUUUUGUGGCUGGGUUCGAUAGUCCGGAUCCGGGGCGUGCGGAGGCGGCUAGGGGCUUCUUUUCGGGCGAGCCGGAUGAGGUGUUGAGGGCUAGUUUGGGGUAUUCGGAGUUUAUGUCUCCGGACCAGAUUUCCGGGUUGAGGGUGGGGUUGACGAGUGAUUUUACGGCUAUUGUCGAGAGUUGUGCGAAGAAGUGUGGGAUUCCUUAUUUGCCGCCGGCGGAGACAAGUAGUGUGUUGCCGACUGGGGGGUAUCCGACGGCUUCGGCUGGGUAUCCGACUUCCUCGGGCGGAUACUAG